Messenger RNA from Myxocyprinus asiaticus (Chinese sucker), 3475 nucleotides. It is a transcript of the gene stat5b, whose product is annotated as signal transducer and activator of transcription 5b. Gene Ontology annotation, molecular function: RNA polymerase II cis-regulatory region sequence-specific DNA binding; DNA-binding transcription factor activity, RNA polymerase II-specific. The record is from RefSeq and is a predicted model, not a curated record. Bases 670 to 3033 code for a protein of 787 amino acids. Gene Ontology annotation, biological process: regulation of transcription by RNA polymerase II; response to peptide hormone; regulation of cell population proliferation. The transcript has 20 exons. NCBI's taxonomy places the organism in Eukaryota, Metazoa, Chordata, Actinopteri, Cypriniformes, Catostomidae.
GGUGGGUUUAGCUGAAGUUCUAGUCUUGCGCUGCAGUUGAGCUCAUGGUUAAAUAAUAAUAAACAUUAUUAAGCAUUGCCGUUGAACAUCCAAAGCAACAUCGGAUCUUUCUGCUGCAGAUCUCCGUCAAUUAUCACUGAAUAGGAUGGACCAAUCUCAGACGUUUAUUCUUACUGGAAGGGGGUUUUAAAUGCUUUUAUUGUCAGAGAGUGAGACAAAGAGACCAAAGAGCAGAGGAACAGUUCAAAAGAUUUAUUAACAAUAAAUGAUGGCUUUAACUGUGCUGGCGAUGACUGGAGAUCCCGGAACCGGCUGCAGAUGAGGGAAUGAGUUUUGGGGAUGUGUGCGUGCCAUAGCUGCACAAUGGGCAGAUCUGUGAAGAGUGUGUUUGUAGACGAGUGUGUGUGUCGUGGAAGUCAGGAGCAGAUUCGUAGGAAUCCUCCGUAGAAGCGCAGUGAGGUGCAGAGAACAACACCCAGCAGAUUGGAAGGCAGUCACUUUCCCAAUGCGUGGGCAGAGACAAGGAAUCCUCCGUUGAAGAUUCAUGAGCCAGAGAACAAGCAUACAGCAAGUUGGAAGGUAACCACACUCCUGCCACACGGGCAAAGACGGGCAACCAAACAGCUACACGAGACAGGACCAACUAGGAAGAGAGAGUGAGAUGUGGGUAUGGCGCUGUGGAUUCAGGCCCAGCAGCUUCAGGGAGAUGCUCUUCAUCAGAUGCAGUCUCUGUACGGGCAGCACUUUCCCAUUGAGGUGCGACACUAUCUGGCACAGUGGCUGGAGACACAACAGUGGGACGCAAUAGACCUGGAGAACCAGCAGGAAGAGUUUAAAGCCAAGCGUCUGUUAGAUGCUCUGAUCCAGGAGCUCCAAAGGAAAGCAGAACAUCAGAUGGGUGAAGAUGGCUUCCUGCUGAAGAUCAAACUGGGUCAUUAUGCCUCACAGCUGAAGAGUGCAUAUGACCCUUGCCCUCUGGAGCUUGUGCGGUGUGUCAAACACAUUCUGUACAUGGAGAGAAGACUUGUACAGGAAGCAUCCAAUGUCAGUAGUUCAAUUUCUGGUCCAGUGGACGGAACCCCUCAGAGAUACCAGCAGAUCAAUCAGACAUUUGAGGAGCUGCGUGUCAUGACACAGGAUACAGAUAACGACCUGCGCAAGCUGCAGCACAGUCAAGAGUACUUCAUCAUACAGUACCAGGAGAGUCUAAGGAUACAGGCUCAGAUAAACAGUUUGUCCAGCGUCCCUCCGGCAGAGCGUGUGCAGAGAGAAACUGGUCUACAAAGCAGGAAGUCCACACUAGAGGCCUGGCUCUCAAGAGAAGCCAACACCUUACAGAAAUAUAGACAGGAGCUGUCAGAGAAGCAUCAGAGGACUCUAGCUCUGUUAAGGAAACAGCAGACUGUGAUUGUGGAUGAUGAGCUGAUUCAGUGGAAGAGACGGCAACAGCUUGCAGGAAAUGGAGGACCAGCGGAGGGGGGACUGGAUAUUCUGCAAGCUUGGAGUGAGAAGUUGGCUGAUAUGAUCUGGCAGAACAGACAGCAGAUCCGUCGAGUUGAACACCUGACGCAGCAGCUGCCCAUACCUGGACCAACCGAAGAACUGCUCACUGAGCUCAACGCCACUGUCACCGACAUCAUAUCAGCACUCGUCACAAGCACGUUCAUUAUUGAGAAACAGCCUCCUCAAGUGCUCAAGACACAGACCAAGUUUUCAGCGACAGUGCGUUUGCUGGUUGGAGGGAAACUGAACGUGCACAUGAAUCCUCCACAGGUUAAAGCCACAAUCAUCAGUGAACUGCAGGCCAAGGCCUUACUGAAGAACGAGAACACUCGCAAUGACAGCAGUGGAGAGAUUUUGAAUAACAACUGUGUGAUGGAGUACCACCAAACCACAGGCACACUGAGUGCACACUUCAGAACAAUGUCUCUUAAGCGCAUAAAACGUUCAGACCGGCGCGGGGCAGAGUCAGUGACUGAAGAAAAGUUUACAGUUCUGUUUGAGUCGCAGUUUAGUGUGGGAGGAAAUGAACUUGUCUUUCAUGUCAAGACAUUAUCCCUGCCUGUUGUGGUGAUCGUUCAUGGAAGUCAAGACAACAACGCUACAGCGACAGUACUCUGGGACAACGCAUUCUCUGAGCCAGGUCGUGUGCCAUUUGUGGUGCCUGAUAAGGUGUUGUGGCCACAGCUGUGCGAAACUCUGAACAUGAAGUAUAAAUGUGAAGUUCAAAGUGACAGAGGACUGUCAGAAGAUAAUCUGGUGUUCCUCGCUCAGAAAGCCUUCAGCAGCUCCAGCAACAACCCUGAAGACUACCGCAAAUUGAACAUCACCUGGUCUCAAUUCAACAGGGAGAGUUUGCCUGGCCGGAACUUCACAUUCUGGCAGUGGUUUGAUGGAGUCAUCGAACUUAUGAAGAAACAUAUGAAGUCUCACUGGAAUGAUGGAGCGAUUCUGGGUUUUCUGAACAAACAGCAGGCCCAGGACAUGUUGAUGUCUAAACCCAAUGGCACGUUUCUGCUGCGCUUCAGUGACUCUGAGAUUGGGGGCAUCACUAUUGCAUGGGUGGCAGAGAACCCAAACAAAGCAGGUGAACGGAUGGUGUGGAAUCUGAUGCCCUUCACCACUAAAGACUUCAGCAUUCGCUCUCUCGCUGACCGCAUCAGUGAUCUCAAUCAUCUGCUCUUCCUCUAUCCAAACCAGCCUAAAGAGGAAGUGUUUUCACGAUACUGCACGCCGCCUAACUCUAAAGCAGUGGGGGAUGGAUAUGUCAAACCAGAGAUCAAGCAGGUGGUGAAGGUUGAGUUCUCUUCGCCCAAUCCCGAACCGUCUCCUGGGAAUUCCUCUGUCAUGGAGCACGCAGCGUCACCCACUGUCAGUCAACAGCACAGCUUCACAAUCUAUCCGUCCAUGAAUGACUCGAUGUUGGAUGCAGAGGGAGAGUUUGAUCUGGAUGAGACCAUGGACAUGGCCCGACAGGUUGAGGAGUUCCUCCGGCAGCCAAUGGAAACCCAGUGGAGUGGACAACAGUCAUGACCAUUAACUUCUCUAUCUCUCACCCUAGCAACAUUAAGAACUCCAUGCUGUCCAUUACAGAUUUUAUCUUAACAAAUGUGAAAUGUUUCUGUGUGAUGUUUGUUAGGCCGAUCGGUGGAUGUGUAACUGCCUCUGCAUUUUAUAUAACAGAUUUCUUCUCAUUAACAAUAACAGUAAACAAUAGUAGAAUUGACAUUGGGGAAAGAUUGUUGAUAUGCAUCAAUAAUUUUGUAGCCUUACUAGUUAAUUGUUGGUUUCCCAACACUCCUGCCUCAUCAUUGGUCAGACUAACAGGUGGUCCUACCCCAAACUCACAUCAUUGGUUAAGUCAGAAAUUGACAUGUUGGACUGCUUAAACAAAUGUUUUGAAUGCACUGCAGUGUCUUAAACCGGAAACUAUGUAGCAGAGAUGGGCCACUUCUAUUAAAAUGAAUGGGAGAAA